GAAUCCUCGGAUUCACCACCCUACACACAGCCCCAAGGGGCAUCAGCCGUCAUGGACGGCCCUCCUCCCCCUCCACCGCCCCACGGCGCGAAUCCAAAGACAACCGGAGGUAGUAGCGGCGGCAGCGGGGGACUUCCAGCAGGCAACUAUGAUAUCUUCAUAAUACCACCUCAUUCUGCGGGUGGCGGCUUUGUCUACUUGCCCAGUCUGCAAGUUCAGCGGAAUAGCUUCCUGGCUGGUGUUGGCAGUACCAUUGCUGCUAUCUCAGUAUGGAUGAUGAUCCAACCCACUCUCAAGAUCUGGUUCAUGCUGGCUACCCAGAGCGUCUCAACAGGUGGGAAUGGUGUCGUACUUUUGCUCAUCGUCGUAGGAGCUGCUGGUUGGGCUUGGGGGAAGACACAAAAUGGCGGUGGAUCGUUUGGCGGGGGAAACAGUGGGCCAGGAGGUGGUUCAGGUGCUGGAGCUGGAGCUGGAGCCUCAGGGUACCAACGAGCACCUCCGCCGCCUCCAAAUGGUAGCUAUCCGGGCAGUGGUGCGCCUCCGCCUCAGGGUGCUCAAGGCGGAUGGGGUGGACAGCACCAACAGCGGGGUGCACCACCAAACGGGGAAUCAUGGUCGGAAUCGCAACCAGAUCCCGAAGCACAAGCACGCGAAGAGCGAGAGAAGCAACGGAAAGAAGAGGAACAAAAGAAACGAGAAGAGGAACAAAAGAAACGUGAAGAGGAACAAAAGAGACGAGAAGAGGAGCAAAAGAAACGGGAAGAGGAGAGAAAACGAAAGGAGGAAGAGGAGCGGAAAAAACAAGAGGAUGAACGGAAAGCUAAAGAGGAGUUAGAAAGGCAAGCUAAGGCAAAAGCAGAGAAAGAGAAGUGGGAGAAGAUGCGGGCCCGAGAGCGGGAGCAGCGAGAACGAGACGCCCGAGAACGCAUCGCAAAAGAGAGAGCCAGAAAAGAACAAGAAGCUAAAGAGAAAGCAGAACAGGAAAAGAAGGCCCGCGAGGCAGAGGCCCGGGCCCAGAUCGAGAAAGAAAUACGGGAGAAACUCGAAGCGGAACAGCGAGCCAAAGCUGCCGAGGAGGCCUUGAAGAAGGCUGCAGAAGAGAAAGCUGCCGCUGAAGCCGCCGCCGCAAAAGCCAAAGCCGACGCCGAACGUAACGAGAAGUUGAAGGCCGCCCGAGAAAGAGCUCAAAGGGAUCGCGAGGCACGAGUUAAAGCUGCCGCGGAGAAGACCAAAGCCGAACAGCUGAAAGCUGCAGAGUCCACUUCGAACCGACGGUCUACAACAUACGGCGGCGGUGGAGGAGAGAAGCUGGAUCCGUACGCGGGUGCUAAAAGCCCACCGACAACACCAUCCGUCACCUCCACGCAGUCGUCGCCGAUAAAAGUGACCAUGACACCCAAGAAGAACUACGAGAAGCCGUCCGCAAAGUCUUACGUGGGCACCGAGGACGACCAUUCGUUCAGACCCUACGACGGGCCCGGGAGACGGCCUCCAGUUCCCCCAUCUCACUCUUCAUCCUACACAGCCAGCAGCUAUGCGCCGUCGGCAUCUACAUCGCGGACCACGCCCCCGUCUAGCCAAAGAGGCCCGUACUCCACAAGCGACCCUGACAAGAUCCAGAUCAAAGCCGUAUACCUCUUCAACGACCUGUUCCCCAAGCCCGUGGCGCAACUCGUUGCGAAUGUGGGCAAAGUGACCGAUGGGCUGAUUCUGAAGGUCCAGUCUGAAGGCCUGUUCAUCGACGACGACGUCCGCGGCAUUCCGCAGCGCGAGUGGGAUGUUAAAGCGUGGACGUUGAAGCUUGUCGAAACCGGUCAACUCCCCUCAAAAGGCCUCCACAUUCUGCGCGCGGCGGUCCGCGAUACCGACGGCAAGAAAUACAUUUUCAUGGUCGAUGAGUCGGAGAGCUGGAAGCUCACGGUUGGCUUACAGCGACUUAGGAAAGGCUCACAGGCGCGGACUACGCAGUAUGCGCAGAUGCCUCCCGCGGAGAUGACGCGGAUUCUGAACUCGGUGCCGCCGUUCAUGUAGGUUUGCCGAGACGGAGACGAAGAAACGUGUACAUCAAGAUGUGGUGUGUUUGGAGAAUUUGUGUAUAUGCGUGGUGUGGGGGGAUAAUAGUAGAAUAAGCAAGAGAAAGAGAUGGAAAGAAAGAGGAAAGAUUCCCCUUUGUGAAUAUUGUGUGUUUCUGUGUAUGGGGAGAGAGAAAGAGGGGGGUAUCUGCUGCGUGUUCAUUGCUGUUUGUUUAUGCUGCUCAUUGGAAUGCUGUUUUGUUGCCGCGGUCAAGAAGAGAUUCCCCCCCCCCCAUCCAUCCCUCGUUUUACCUUGCUCUGCUUUUUUGUUUCUUAAGACACAAUGUUUCUCUCUCCCUUGCCGGAAGACCCCACUCGUUAGUACCUAUCCCUCACUGAUUCUUUGCAUGAAGCGAUGGAGUUUGGUUCCAAGUUUGUUUUUCCGAGUAGAUAUACUAGAAUGAAUUUAUUGGAAUUCGAUUCUCCUCAUUAUUUCUGCUACCCAUCAAGAACAGAAUACAGCGCAGGUCAUCCGAACAGAUUCAGUUCCCCGCCGCAGGAAGGAAGAAGAAAAAGAAAACCCCUCAUUACUCAUCUCAAUUCAAUGGCAUGCCACGAGCAGCGACAAAGUACCGCAAGCUCACGCCCUGCACCGACGAAUGAAUCCUCACUCUCAGUCCAUAUCCAGCAUAAUGCUAUUGUACGGCUGGAUCUGGCUGCAUGCACAUGCUCCGUCCUCGGUGCCGCAGCGGAUCGGUUCCAAAGUCCAGGAGCCAGUGCAGUUGAUAGUGUUGUAGACGCGCAC
Messenger RNA from Periconia digitata, 2817 nucleotides. NCBI's taxonomy places the organism in Eukaryota, Fungi, Ascomycota, Dothideomycetes, Pleosporales, Periconiaceae. The record is from the annotation of a GenBank genome assembly.